AUGUACGUCACUCUCUACUUUAAAGUCACCCGCCUCCCUGACUCUCUUCGCGCAGUCAGGGACCACUUUCUCGCCCUUGACCCCACAGACCUGACUAUCGACCUGCUCGAGAAGCAUCUCCUUGCAGCUGAGACUAGCAUAGUCGCUGUAGCUGCUUCUCGUGGCACUCCUCGCACUCCCUUCUUUGAGGGGUGUUCCCCCUCCCCCCUUGCCCUUUCAGUCGCUUCUGCUGCUGCUGUUGACUUCCUUCGUGCUGAGGAGGUCGAGGUUGCGUCUGCUCCUAGUGGGAGGCGCCGCAGCGGCAAGGGCAAGGGAGGCAAGAGUGGUGGGGGUGGCGGCAGUGGAGGAGGUGGUGUAGGUGGUGGAGGUGGCGGUGGUGGCGGUGGGAGUGGUGAUGGGAGUAGUGGUGGGGGUGGAGGCGUCGGUGGCGGCGGUGGUGGUAGCGGUGGGAGUGGUGGCGGCGGUGGUGGCAGCAGUGGGAGUGGUGGCGGCGGCAGUGGUGGCGGUCGGGGUGGCGCGGUCCAUAGGGGAGGUUAUGGCGGUGGCCAAAGGCGUCCCUGCGAGACCCUUACGCCCCAGCAGCUUCGUGAGUGGUUUGCUCAGCGUGGGGCGUCUGGGGGUAGUGUUCGCUGCCCGUACGUCAUUCGCACAGGUGAUCGGGCUGGUCAGACAUGCGGGAAGGUUGGUCACACACAGUCCCGCUGCUUCUCCCGUCUUGACGACGCCUGGCGCACAGAGUUUGGCGACGAGGCUGAGCUCCCCCGCUGGCUAGAGCUGCUUAGGACCGAUGUGGAUAUCUUUGCUCUUGACUAA
Messenger RNA from Closterium sp. Yama58-4, 813 nucleotides. NCBI's taxonomy places the organism in Eukaryota, Viridiplantae, Streptophyta, Zygnematophyceae, Desmidiales, Closteriaceae. The record is from the annotation of a GenBank genome assembly.